CAGAGCUUUUAAAACUUAUAUCGCCUCUAUAAAUAAAUCGAUAAGAAGUUAGAACCCUCUGGAAUUUCUCCAAAUUUCAAUGUUCUUUAAAUUUUUAUAGCUCAUGCUUUGAUUUUUUUAUAUAUUUUUUAUUCUUUUGAUCCACCAAAUUAUUAGAUAUAUGCCUUAGUUCAUCAAUAAAAACGUCAGCGAGAUCAUGAUAUAUAUAUAAUACUUUGGUUUUUGUUCAUUAGGAGCAAAGGAAAAAGAUUAAAUCCACACCUAGAUGAGGAUUUAAAAACUCCCACCCCUCGUGAUAGAAUACAUUUAGAUUUCCGAAACCGUGGUGCCAAAAAAGCUAAACAUAGAGGGGGAUUAUUACAAGAUGUCAAUCAAGAGGUGAUUGAGAAUACAAUUGAUAAUGUUUUUGAAGAAGAGAAUGAUGACGAAGAAGAGCAAGGAAAUGAAGACCAGGGAAAUGAAAUGGUUGAACAACAAAUAGAACACGUUGAAAAUGUAGAGGAAGAAGAACAAGGACAGGGAAAAUAAGGAGAAGGACAAGAUGAAUAGAAUGAUGAGGAAGGAGAGGAAGAAGAGGAGGAAAAGGAGAGAGAGGAUGAAUAGGAGGACGAGGAGGAAGAGGAAGAAGAGCAACAAAUUGUUCAUGUUAGAAGAGAAAAAUAUGCCGAAGCCGCCUUGUGAUAGAUACUCACACAUUCCCCCUGAUAAUUUGUGCUUUUCACAAGUGAACCCAACUUAUGGUACUCCAAAUGAUGGAGGGGAAACAUUGCUUGGCUACAAACACUCAUGGGAUGCGAAGAUCUAUGCGACAAAGGAUCAUAAAGAUGCAGUUCGUCUUAUUCGUCGUCAAAAGGCGUCGAAAUGGGAUAUUUCUUUGGAGUGUGACGAGUUUCAAACAAAGGUUAAAGAAUGUGUGUUAUGGAGAGCUAUUGAGUAAGCAUUUGUGGAUUUUGUCACAUUGUAAUAAAUGGAUUAAGGCUACUUUUAAGAAAUCGAGAUAUGAGCUGCCACCAUUUGUGUAACAAAUUCAUGGCCUGUUUCAAUCAAAAUGAGUUGUAAUUCAUGUUCACAUGUGAGUCCUGGUGUCUUGUUUUGUGCGUAGAAUCUAAUCAACUAAGAUUUUCUAAAGAUUUCAAUUCUAGAGUUGCCACAAAUUAG
Papaver somniferum (opium poppy) is the source of this 1158-nucleotide messenger RNA. RefSeq lists its product as uncharacterized. Lineage: Eukaryota; Viridiplantae; Streptophyta; Magnoliopsida; Ranunculales; Papaveraceae. The transcript has 2 exons. The record is from RefSeq and is a predicted model, not a curated record. Bases 542 to 937 code for a protein of 131 amino acids.